Messenger RNA from Xenia sp. Carnegie-2017, 2530 nucleotides. RefSeq lists its product as uncharacterized. Lineage: Eukaryota; Metazoa; Cnidaria; Anthozoa; Malacalcyonacea; Xeniidae. The transcript has 4 exons. The coding region runs from base 532 to 2385 and encodes 617 amino acids. The record is from RefSeq and is a predicted model, not a curated record.
CGUAAUUUACUUACAAUUUGUCUACAUCAUUUCUAUUGGAAGUUAAAUCAUCAGCUGAAUGCUCAUUGGUCGGACUUAAGUAAACAUAACUAUAAGGAAUUUCUUGUGUGUAAUGAGAAUAUUUUAAAGAUAACGUAGUGAAUUUCCUUGUGUAUCGAAAGAUGAAUAUCCUUUCAAAUGAUCAGAAAAAUCUAUUAUCCAAGCAAAAAUCCCGCUAUUGAAAUCAGCUGAAAGCAAAUUUUGAGGAUGGUUAGAUCAAGUUCUCCAAAUGACUUUUUGAAAUGAUUCAUCAUAACAAACGAAGUCUUGAAGGCGACCAAAGCACUUGCCCUUGUCGUUUCUAGCAGGAAUUUCUGAGGCAGUCAUCAUACAGCAUUAAUUAAAGGUCGAAAAUCUUCAAAGCGAGUUGGUAUAUGUUAUAUAUAUUGACCAAUGAAAAUCCAGUAAAGUUUCUAAAUCCAGCUGAGGAAAGUAAGCGAUUUCUUAAUUGUUACUACUGAACAUGUAUUAUAAACAAAGUUUUUAGCCACGAUGGUGGAAGAACUGACUAAAGACGUUGUAUCGGGGACUUUCACCCUGCAAUUGAACAUCAGCAACGAGCAAAUUAAUCAACUUCUCGCUACUUUCUGUAAUGCUCCAAAGAUUUGUGCAGACCUUGUUACACCGAACGAAGUCCAAGAACGAUCAGUUUACAAACAAUUUUCGAACAGCCAAGAAAUGAACGACUUCAGACAAAAUCUACUUCGUGUUUUGAAAGAUUCUUGGGUGGAGGAAUAUAAUGAAAAAGAAGCGAAAAAAUUGAUCGAGUUAUUCACCAAUUUAUUGCAAGAACUUAAUAAAAAUGGUGCUGUAAUACUUGCAUCGAUUAUCAACGAGAAAAUCUUUCAAAAACUUAUAGAAAAUUAUAAUUGUAUUCUCGGAGAAUCGGGGAGCGAAAGUUGGAUUCAUAAUUACGUUAAUCUUAGAAAUCAUCCUGAUUUUCUGACGAACAAAGAAUUUAAUGGCGCAUUUCUUCACCCUUUGUUUCUUGCGCUUAUUUCAUAUAAUGUUGGUGGUCCUAUUAGCAUCGUGGAUGCGAGAGGAAAGAAUGCCGAGCCAAUAAGUGUCCUUGCACAAGAUAAUAUGCUUCAUAUUGACGACACACCAUUUCGUGAUGAAUAUAAAGUACUUUUGACGUGGGAAAAAAAUCAGCCUAGCGGUCCUAAAGGACAAAAUUUCGUUUUCCUUCCAGGUACACAAAAGGGCUGUCGCAAUUGCUUUUCGGACGAAAAAAGAGGAAUUUGGUCUUCCGAAAAUGCUAGUAUAUUUGUCACAAAGACGGCAAUUGCACGUCUUUUAUCAUUUCAGAGAAAAAUUAGGCUUUCUGAGAAAGCAUGCGUUGUCGAAGUGCGACAUGAUAAAAAACCUCUUACCACUGUCUUUUCCGCGGGAUCGCUUGUUCACCAGCGUUUACGUUCUACACAAGGACUUCCAAGAAGCUGUGUUGUUAUUGCAUUUCACAGAACCCAAGAUACGUCUGAUCAUGGACUUGCUUCAGAUCACCUUGACAACAUUGCAGGUUUUAGUUCGUUGGAAAGAUUUGUGUUUGGAUUACAAAAGGAACUGGGAGACAGUGAUUUUUUAUCAGCUAUAAAAAAAAGUUCGGAUGAGAUCAGAAAUCUCCUCUUUCGUUUAAAUGAUGAGAAAACUGAACAGGAAAUCAUCCCACUUACAUCAUGUAUGAUGUCAGAAGCGAAAAUAAACGAAUGGAUAAGAAGCUCAACGGAUGCUCCCACUGUAGAAAAUCUUAAAGACAAAAGUGGUUUUCAAUCACUUCAAAACACACUUUGCGAUCACGAAUUUUUGACGAUAGUAAAUAGAAUGAUGAGUCUGGACAAGCACGGUUCGCUGGACCUUAUUUUAUACAGUGACUGUCAUGAAGAGGUUCGAAAAUGGGCACGUAUAAGAAUUCGGGAGAUGAAAAUUGAUGAAAUUGGGAAAAGACUAGAAACGGUGUGGCGAUGUGAAUUCAAACAGCCGUCAGAAAAAAAUAUCCUUUCUAUAAAAGUACUGGAAAGUUUAGCCGAACAGCUCUCGAUAAUGGCUUCAACUAGAAAAAAUUGUAGUUCUCCCCUCAAUAUUCGACAAAAAGAAAAAAUUUCCCGUGAACAAGCCUAUAGUUCACUUGCCCAAUUUUUGCUUGAUUUGAAAGAAUCUGUGGGACGAUGUGAAACCCGUCAAACGUUUCUGUCGACGUCGUUGUUUCUUUUCUUGGCGUCAGAUACUUUUAUGCAAUUCGAAAAUAAUUGCGAUAGUGAAAUCCGAGAAAUUGGUAAACAGUUGCUGAACCACUACAUUUCCACAGCAUUUAUCAUUAUGAAUCAAAUUCAACAGAUGAACACGUGAUAAUGUAUUUAAUGAGCCCUAAGUUAAAUUCUACAUUGACUUUAAGUCGUUUGUAGCAAGUAUGUUAUUACUUUUCGUAUAAAAUUGAUUAAAUGAAUGAUUAUAGCAUUUUAAUUUUAAGAUGGAUGGUUUUCAUGCAAAUGAA